AAACAGUUAACCCCAUCAACUCUUCUGUUAAUGUUAAUGGUAGAAGAAGUAUUUUCUACUCUUGCAAAAUCCUUAACAACAAUAGCUAAACGAUAUGCUCGUCAGGUUCAGAGGCAAAGCAGUAGCUGUAUCUCAAUAUUUCUAUUCAACAAGUGCAACCCCAGCUCCUGCCCCGACACAUUUCUUGGUAAAAUACCUGGUUAAUUCUCUAGGAUUCUCCAAAGAAGAAGCAACCUCUACAUCUUCCAAGGUAACUUCAUGGAAAUCCUUAAAAAAUCCCGAUUUAGUCCUCAAAUUCUUGAAACAAUCCGGUUUGGACAACACCCAGAUGAAAAAAUUAGUUUCUAGCGUACCCAAAUUGCUAUUCUAUGAUUUUCCCAAAACCCUAAAACCCAAAUUCCAGUGCCUUAUGGACCUCGGGCUAUCCGGGUCGGACCUGGUGAAUGUAAUCACUAAAGAUACAACAAUUGUUGAAAGAGGUUUAGUUACUCAUUUAAGACCUACUAUUGACUGUCUUAGGAGAACUUUGGGCACUGAUGAAAAUGUAGUUAAGGCUGUAAAGAGAACUCCAUGGUUGCUUUCUUUUGGUGCUUAUCAUAUUAUGGAGUCUAAUGUAUUGUUGUUGAGAAACUGUGGUGUUUCUGAUGUGAAAAUAAAAACACUUGUCCUUAGGAAUCCUAGGUACAUUACACAAAAGACUGAGUGGGUUAAGGAUUUAUUGCAUAGGGUGGAGAAGGAUUUUCAGGUUCCGCUUAACUCCCCUAUUUUUCCUUAUGGAUUUCAUACGUUAGCCUCACAAAAGAAGUCUAGGUUGGAAAAGAAGAUUGAAAUUUUCAAGAGUUUUGGAUGGUCUGAUGAUGAUAUACUCGUGAUGUUCAGGAAAUUACCUUAUUGUGUAGCACUCUCAGAGGUUAAGAUUAAGAAAGCAUUGAAUAUUUACAUGAAGGAGCUCGGUUUUGAACCUGCUUACUUGGCUUCUCAUCCUUCAAUUUUGGUCUAUAGUUUGGAAAAAAAGGUGGUACCUCGGGUGCAAGUCUUGAAAAUUUUGGAUGAAAAGAAGGUUGAGAGGAGAAAGUUGGAUCUCUAUUAUGUUCUGAGCCUAACAGAGUCGAAGUUCAUUGAGUAUUUUGUGCUGCCUUACAAGGAUCGGAUACCUGAAUUGUAUGAAUCAAACAACAAAACUGUGGCUCCUUCUUAAAAUUAUCAGUUGUAGGCCAAUACAAUUUUUGCUCUUCUUUUUUCAGUUUGUAUUCUGAAAAAUAUAGUCCGUGUUGCCAAAAAUCAUUUCUGUAUCAUUGCCUUUUUAUUUUUUCAUUUCCAACUUAAUUUACUUCCUAGUAACCUGCAUGUUUUCUAGAGAAAGCAAAAAUAUAUUGUUUCUUUCAGUUAACAUUUGGAUUAGUGUGUAUUCGUAGCCAGGGACGAGAGGCUAUGGGAAGAGAUAAGAGACCUCGUUGUUCUGGUAGUUCUAGUGGUACUUCAUCUGGAGGUAGGGGUCAGUUUGGUAGAGUCCAUCAUAGUAGACCAUCUAAUUCUACACAACACGUGGGCCGUGGAGCAGUGCCUCGACCAUCUUUCAAUACCCCAGUUCCAUCACCUUUUAGUGAUUACCUAAUAGUAUACCUAAUUCGUUAGUUCUGAAAAAUGAGAAACCACAAAAAUGGGAGGUUCUAUAUUCUCCAUUCAGUUUGGUUUCUCAAUUGUAACUCAGCCAUGUUCUUCUAUGGAGUUUAUGCCUUUGCUUAGAUCAGUGAGCCUCUUUUAAGGAAGUGGUUUGCAAUUUUCAGGAGUUAACCAGGAUAUAAUUACCAUGGUUAGAAUGGUUAUCAAGAAAUAAUUACCAUGGUUCAGAAUGUAGCUUGCUGUUUAACUCUCUCAGAGGCUACAAUCAAAAGGGAGUUGGAUUUUCUUAUGAAGAAAUUGGGAUUAAAACAAGAGAUCUUGGCUUCUGCUUCCCUUUUUAUCAAAUAUCCUGAAGAAAAGAGUCCUCUAUUAUUAUCAAGUUCUCCGCCUAAGUGAAUCAAAGUUUGUAGAGCAAUCUGUGCUGCCUUAACAGGGCUCAGAUUCCCAAUUUAUAUCUCACCCAAGAAAAUAGUACUUUUGAGGAAAAUCUUUUGGCUAGUAGGUGUAGAAAUUUAUAUCUUGGUCUUUCAUAUUCACUUUGUUUGUUGGGUAUUUUUGCUGCAAUUCAUCUCUUCAAUAGUGAAAAAUGCAUAUAUUGUAGUCAA
This is a messenger RNA of Nicotiana tabacum (common tobacco), 2228 nucleotides long. NCBI's taxonomy places the organism in Eukaryota, Viridiplantae, Streptophyta, Magnoliopsida, Solanales, Solanaceae. The record is from RefSeq and is a predicted model, not a curated record.